AUGGAGACCACCCUGAGUAGAACCAAUAGCUCCAUGUUACAAGUGUCUGAGUUUAUUCUACUGGGGUUCCCAGGCAUUCAUGAGUGGCAGCACUGGCUCUCCUUGCCACUGACUCUACUCUACCUCUUGGCCGUUGGUGCAAAUCUCCUAAUCUUGAUCACUAUCUACCAUGACUCUUCCCUACAUCAACCUAUGUAUCAAUUUCUUGCUGUCUUAGCUUUUGUGGACAUUGGCUUAGCUACUACUAUAAUUCCCAAGAUCCUUGCCAUUUUAUGGUUUGAUAAUAAGGCCAUCAGCCUUUCUGCAUGUUUUACUCAGAUCUAUGCCAUCCAUAAUUUUAUGGGCAUGGAGUCAGGCAUCCUUCUCUGUAUGGCUGUGGAUAGAUAUGUAGCCAUUUGUUAUCCACUUCGUUACCAGACCAUAGUCACAAAAGCUUUUGUGAUCAAGUUCACAUUGUCUAUGAUAGUAAGGAAUGGCCUGUUGACCAUCCCUGUGCCUGUAUUGGCUGCUCAGAGACACUACUGUUCCAAAAAUAAGAUUGACCACUGCCUCUGCUCUAAUUUAGGAGUCACUAGCCUAGCCUGUGAUAGCAUCACUAUUAAUAAGUUUUAUCAGUUGUUUUUGGCUUGGUUUAUGUUUGGGAGUGACAUGGGUCUGGUGUUUACUUCUUAUGUCUUUAUUAUUCGUUCCGUUCUGAAGCUAAAGUCUGCUGAAGCAACAUCUAAGGCUCUGAGUACUUGUAGUUCUCAUAUCAUCCUCAUAUUAAUUUUCUACACAGCUAUUGUUGUGGUAUCUGUAACCCACCUAGCAAGAAGAAAAUUUCCCUUAGUCUCAGUUUUUCUCAAUGUACUACAGAGUAUCAUUCCUCCUGCCCUUAACCCUAUGGUAUAUGCCCUCAGGACACAGGAGCUGAGGGUAGGUUUUCAGAGGCUGUUUGGUCUGAGUGAUACUGUGUCUAGGAAGUGA
Molecule: messenger RNA, 966 nt
Organism: Suncus etruscus (white-toothed pygmy shrew)
Lineage: Eukaryota; Metazoa; Chordata; Mammalia; Eulipotyphla; Soricidae
Product: olfactory receptor 688-like
Exons: 1
Coding region: 1-966 (321 amino acids)
Biological process (GO): G protein-coupled receptor signaling pathway
Cellular component (GO): membrane
Molecular function (GO): G protein-coupled receptor activity; olfactory receptor activity
Source: RefSeq, a predicted model, not a curated record